GUGGUGAGAGUGGGGAAACAGAAGAGUCUGUUCUUUUGAGUUUUGAUGUUGAGUAUUUUCCCAUCGAAGAUGUUUGGGUAUAUAAGUUAUCCUGUAUGAGCUUUUGUGCCAAAUACAUUACGUUGUUACAGGUGUCAAGCUUAUGGGCAUGUGGCAGUAAUGUUUAGGAGGGAGGUUCCUAGGUGUGAGAAGUGUGCAGAAGGGCAUGAGACAAAGAAAUGUGUAGCAUUGGGGAAAGUAGUGGUAUGUGUUAAUUGUAGGGGUGCCCAUGGGACUGGGGAUCAGAAAUGUCCUGUGCGAGAGAGGCAGGUUGAGGUGGUUUCCAAGGUUAGUUAGAGUAGUGCAGAAGUGUCAUAUGCUGAGGCAGUGAAGAAAGUAGAGGAAGAUGGGUCAAUGAGGACAGAUCCUGAGAGGAGUGGUGUGAGUAGUAGAUCUGUACCAGUAGAGGGAUAGGCCAACAAGUGAUAUGUUUCAGUAAGAUUGGAUUUUCGGCAUUUACAGCAAUGGUUAUCAACUGUGAUACAGGGAUGGAAUGUAAGUCUCAGAAAAUUGAGGUUGUGGUGGCAGCUGCAGAGGUAUUAAGGUUUGCGAGACUUGACAUCAGAAGAGUUACAGGGUGUGUUGAGUGGUGAUGUCCCAUUCUUUAAGGUUGUUAGCAUGAGGUAGGACUAAAUAGAUUUACAUAUUGGAGUAGAGUGGUGGUCUUUUUUUGUGAGUGUAGUGUUAGAUGGUAGGGUAUUUGUUUAUUUCGUUUUCAAGCAAAGUAUAAGGUAGUUGUACUCCAGUCUAAUAGAUGGCGGUAAUGCAACAUAUAUUGGAUGCCAACCGCGUUAAACCUCCUCGAAGAAGAACAACAUCCUUUCUCUUCAGUGUAAACGGAAGUAAACAAUGUCAACGACCAAGAAACAUUUCCACUUUAGCGUUUUUAAUUUGGUUAUUUAGACGUUUAUCAACACAAAUGAACUCAGAAUAUAGACCAUUUAACAGCAAAGCACCACAUUCUUACCUCAUGUAGUCUUUAAGUCGCGUUGUAGACAGGACUUUAUUGAUAGAUGUUAUCUAGGUAACGCUAGCUGCUAACAAUGGCUAACUGUAUGGUUUUUCACACUCAAAUAGCCUCCAUCAUGGAGGUGCUUGCGAAUGCAGCCGUUGCAGAUAUUUGUAAACUCGUAGACGACGACUAUGCAGUGUUUCGUUUGGAAAUUUCUCAAAGCCAGAAUGAUAACAGGACAUUGCGGAGGAAACUACAGCUACUGGAACUGAAGAUGGCACGGGAGCGCGCAGAGAGGACAAUGCGAGAUCGCGUCCUCGCCAGUCGUCCCAGUAGUGUCAAGAUCCUUGACCGAUACAGAGGAAUGUCAAGAGGUGAAGGAAAUCUCAAUGGGGGCCACAAGAGCUUUGUGAAACCAGCAGGACAUAAUGAAUGGAGUGAUGACCAACCAAUCACUGUUGAUGAGGGGAGUGGAACCUCAACCCAGCAUGUUAUCGUGAUAGAGGAUGCAGAGGCUGCAGGUCCUGGGGUCAAACUGGAGAGGUCUGAAGGAGAGGAGGACACACGGCACAGCAGUGACAUCCAGACUGGACAGGCUGGAGGGCCCCCUGAAGCCACGGAGGACCAUACCACCGCCUCAGCGCAGCCCAGGACCCGAAGCAGCAUCACGGAGGAGGAGGAGGAGGUGCUACUGGUGAAGGAGGAGGGGUGUGAGGAGGGUCUGGGGAACCCUAGGGGGACCAUGGUCAUGGAGGACAACCAGACUACACCUCCUCCUGAACCCACAGAGGAACCAGCUGAGCAGCACAGGACCACACACAGUCUCACUGAGUCAGUAGACAUGGAGGAUGGGAAGCCUGAUCUGUUGCUAGUCAAAGAGGAGACAAUAGAAGACGGACCAGAGAGCAUUGAUCUGCUGAGUGGACUAAAGAUGGGGGAGCAAGGUUGUUGGCUGGAGGCUAACAGAGGAGACUGGGCGGCCAUAUUGGAUUCCCAGACCCAGAUGGGUGCAGCCAAGGCCUCGGGGGACGACACCAGAGGCAACAUAUUGGAGUGUGCAGUCCAUGAGGACCUGAUGAAAUCUGGUGUUGCUGGCGGGAGAGACUGGACCUCUGAAGCAGCUGGUCACAAACCCUGGCCCCGGAUCAGAACCCUGGAUCAGGAGCCGUCACUCUUCCUUCCCGUGUCAGAACCAGAACCGAACCACGUGGGACAGAGACUCCAGCACCACGCAGAACACAAUCAGUGGACAGGUGGACUGAACAACCUCAGUCCUGGUGUUCAUCAGAGAGACAGAGGCUCCAGUCAGGGAUCCAGUCCACAGCCCAGACCCUUCUCUUCACAGUCUCAGUGCAGGGAUGGAGCAGGACCUGGGCCUGAUAGAGAUAGACCCUCCUGUUCCUAUGAUACAAACACCACAGUAUCCAUGAUGAACAGAGCAGGUCACCCUGCACUUCAGCCUUCACAGAGAGUGGUGGGAGACUCUCAUGGUGGUAGUCUAUCAGGAAGUCUGUCUUCUCCUUCAGGGUCUUGUCUAAUGACUAGUGACUGGAUUCAUAGAAAGCCUGGACCUGGGUCUAGCCUUCCUCAGAUACCUCAUGGUUACCCCACCAAUACAGACAGGGCCAGGAUGGGUGGUAACCACGAGAGGUACCUAGCCUAUAACACAGCACACAAUCCCAACAACACCCAAACAAUGGCUAGAGGUCAAGGAGGGAGCUCAAAGACUAACCACCUGACGGUGGUGGCACCUGCUUCUACCUCCUCUGGUGUCAUUGGGUCACAACGUGGGAGGCCGAGCAUUAGGACGGACGCUGAAAAGCCGUAUGCCUGCCCCACAUGUGGGAAACGCUUUGCUAAGACAAAAUAUAUCAAGCAGCACCAGACAGUUCACACCAAGGAGAGGCCCUUCAAGUGCAAACUAUGUUACAAGAGCUUCUCCUUCCAGAGUAACCUUAUCAAACAUAGGAGUGUCCACAAUGGGGAGAAAUCGUAGCACUGUGGCUUGAGAUGUACACAGGGGAGAUCUGGGAACAAUUCUUCAGCUGACAUAUUAUAGUCAUCUUGUGAAGUGUCUCAGAGAGAGGGUUUUUUGGAAUACUAAGUCCCUCAGUUGAACAUCUGGGUACGCUCACAUUCUCACAUGAUACAGACUUGUUGUUUGGUGUGCUGGCACAGUAAAUCCAUUUUGAAUUCACUCA
This is a messenger RNA of Oncorhynchus keta (chum salmon), 3192 nucleotides long. RefSeq names its product zinc finger protein with KRAB and SCAN domains 3-like. The record is from RefSeq and is a predicted model, not a curated record. Lineage: Eukaryota; Metazoa; Chordata; Actinopteri; Salmoniformes; Salmonidae. Bases 1083 to 2987 code for a protein of 634 amino acids. Gene Ontology annotation, cellular component: nucleus. The transcript has 7 exons.